AUGCCAGGCUGGUUCCGAAGAUCGUGGGCAUACCACGGCGAUGACGGGAAAUUCUUCAUCGAUACCGACUUUGGGGACAUUCCUAGUGCAGACUUCGGAGAUUCGGGCAAGUUUGGUCAGGGUGACAUUGUGGGUGUUGGCUUGGACAUGAAAUCAGGGCAUAAGUUUUGCACGCGGAAUGGAAAGAGGUUAGACAUGGUUUGGGCCAGUGUAAUUGACCGAUGA
This is a messenger RNA of Clonostachys byssicola, 225 nucleotides long. Lineage: Eukaryota; Fungi; Ascomycota; Sordariomycetes; Hypocreales; Bionectriaceae. The record is from the annotation of a GenBank genome assembly.